Hippocampus zosterae (dwarf seahorse) is the source of this 1063-nucleotide messenger RNA. RefSeq names its product glutathione S-transferase A-like. Bases 203 to 880 code for a protein of 225 amino acids. NCBI's taxonomy places the organism in Eukaryota, Metazoa, Chordata, Actinopteri, Syngnathiformes, Syngnathidae. The transcript has 6 exons. The record is from RefSeq and is a predicted model, not a curated record.
GCCCCAGGAAAGGAAGACGAUUCCUCACUUGCUCUUGACACUUUCGUCCGCCAGAGGUCAGUAUCUCGCAUAAGGCCGUCAUACUGGCGAAGAAUUCAACAUUGAACAAGAAGUUAAUCUUUUCGAGGCCAUUUCGGGAGUCAGUGUACGUAUCCGACGCAGCAACUUUCCGAAAACAAGUCCGUCCGUCCGUCCGUCCGUCAUGGCCGCAGAGAACAUGACACUUUUUUGGGGCUCCGGCUCAGCUCCCUGCUGGAGGGUGAUGAUAGCACUGGAGGAGAAGAAGCUGCAAGGGUACAAGCAAAAGCUGUUCUCCUUCGAGAAAAUGGAACACAAGUCACCAGAGGUUUUGGCUAUAAACCCCAGAGGACAGCUUCCUUCUUUCAAACACGGAGACAAGAUUUUGAACGAAUCCUACGCAGCCUGUUUUUACCUGGAGAGCCAGUUCAAGAGUCAGGGGACCAAGCUGAUCCCAGACGCCCCCGCCGAACAAGCCCUCGUGUACCAGCGCGUGUUUGAGGGCCUGGCCUUCUACGACAAAUUAGGAGCCGUUAUCUACUACGAGUAUUACGUGCCUGAAGGCGAGAGACAUGCCUCCACCAUCAAGAGGAACUGCCAAGACCUCGCCGCGGAGCUGAAGCUGUGGGAGGGUUACCUGCACAAGACGGGAUCCUACCUGGCCGGAACGUCCUUCACAUUGGCCGAUGUGAUCGUCUUCCCGACUGUUGCUAAUCUUUUCCGAUUCGGGUUGCCGGGUGAGCGUUACCCCAAAGUGGCCGCGUACUACGCUCUGCUGAAGGAUCGACCCAGCAUCAAAGCCAGCUGGCCUCCUCACUGGCUGGAGCGCCCCAAGGGAGAAGACACACUCAAAGACAUGUGAUGGGCCACGUCACUUCGGGCUUCGGAAAACAAAAUAUCGUUUGCACUGCUAGAACCACAUCUGAUCAAAUUUGUUUUCCGCACUAUAGGAAGGAAAGAGUUCUGCCUAUUUUGUUCAUUCAAAGGCAAUUUUUGUUUAGAUGAAGACAAAAAGAUUCCAUCCAAUGAAGCACUUUAAAAUGAA